GUCUGAAGUGUCUUGACUGAGUUGCGAGACCUCAAACCUCCAGACAUCUUGCUCCUCCAUAUACAUUCACCUCUCUCGCUCGGUCAUUGAUCCCUUCUCCCUCCCCCUCUUGCUUCACCACCAUCUUUAGCCCCACUAAGACCAUCUGGAUUCCUGCCCUGACGAUCUUGAUUCCGCUGUGCUCGCGACAGCAUCAUCCUUCCACCCUAUUCCCUAUUCACAUCCACGCGACGCCGCCAUAUAACGUCCGCAGAAUAUUUAGCAGAGGCAGGAGCUAAACACCAUACAUCACUCCCGCUCGCACAUCUCCCAGCCAUCACCAUGAGUUGUAAGUCUACGUUGCCUCUUCACAGCAUCGCAUUUCCAAUACCUCGCCCUCCCUAUUCACAAGUCAGAGGAUGCGAAAACCCACCUAUACAACCCUUUGAAUGUUCUCAUUCCUAUUUGCACUUUUCAAUAUUAUAAUAGCCGUGAUGCUGACCGUGUCCGAUUUUAUCGAUAAUUCAGUCUCGAACAUGCUCAACAAAUUCCAUGGGCAACCGGAAAGCUAUGAUAAGAAGUAAUCCUCCAACUUCCUCACGUAUGUCCAUGCUGACCGCUCAGUAGGUCCAAGUACCGAUUCGGGCGAACCUUGGGGGCCGGCACAUAUGGAAUCGUCAGAGAGGCUGAUGGCCCAACGGGAAAGGUCGCCGUCAAGAUUAUCCUCAAGAAAAAUGUCAAGGGCAACGAGCAGAUGGUCUACGACGAACUUGAGAUGUUGCAACGGAUGAAACACCCCCAUAUUGUCAAGUUUGUCGAUUGGUUUGAGUCGAGAGUAAGAGGCGGGACCAUACAUACGGCUUCAUGUGAUGGUGGCUGACUGGCUUGAUAGGACAAAUACUAUAUUGUCACGCAGCUUGCGACUGGAGGAGAAUUAUUCGACCGAAUCUGCGAACAAGGAAAAUUCACAGAAAAGGAUGCUUCACAAACGAUUCGACAAGUCAUAGAGGCCGUCGACUACCUGCACGAUAACAACGUCGUUCACAGAGGUUAGCCGAGUCCUGGUUGACACUACCUUUCAAUAUUAACCAAUUACAGAUCUCAAACCUGAAAAUUUACUCUACCUAAGUUCCAACAAAGACUCCGAUCUCGUUUUGGCUGAUUUUGGAAUCGCCAAGAUGCUGGACUCCAAGGACGAAGUCCUUACAACAAUGGCUGGAUCUUUUGGCUAUGCUGCCCCAGAAGUUAUGCUGAAGAAAGGUCACGGAAAGCCAGUAGACAUGUGGUCGCUCGGUGUUAUCACAUAUACUCUACUCUGCGGAUAUUCUCCUUUUCGAAGUGAGAAUCUUCAAGACCUUAUUGAUGAGUGCAGCAGCGGCAAAGUGAUUUUCCAUGAGAGAUAUUGGAAGGAUGUUAGUGCCGAUGCCAAAGAUUUCAUCGGACACUUACUUCAACCAGAUGCUGAUGACAGAUCUACCAGCAAGGUAUGUUUCACGGAAGCUCGAAGCUAGACACACUCUAAUGAUCUCACAGGAAGCUUUAAAACACACUUGGCUCAGUGGUGAGAACGCCACCGAUCACAAUUUGCUUCCAGAAAUCAAAGCCUACAUGGCCAAGGCUCGUCUUCGUCGCGGCAUCGAAAUCAUCAAACUCGCAAACCGUAUCGAAGCACUCCGUAUGCAAGAGGACGAUGAGGAUGGAGAGCAUGGACAAGCAGACGUUCCAGAAAAUGCAGAGGCAGCAGCAGGAGAGGCACUAUCUGGAGCUGAUGCAGGCAGUUCAGCAGCAUCUGCAUCCAGCGCUCACGCGCCCAAGAAAUCUUUAAGCAAGAUCGCCAAAACUGCGAUAUUCAGGGAAGUGGUUCUCGCCAAAGUUCGCGAGAUGAAGGCAGCGGAGGAUGCGGCUCAGGUGGAAUUGGAGGCCCAGGAGAAGGCCAGUGGUGGCGUCAGUGCUGCCUCUACCAUGAAGCCAGCAAAGAAAGGCUGAGCGGAGGGGAAAAAUUGUUCGUAUUAGCAGGUCUUCUGGAGGUUCUUCAUAUUCGGGUUCAAUGGAGGAAUAUUUCAAUACCCGCGCGCGCGUUGCGAAGUUCUUUUUUCUUGAUGAGAUCCCGCGGAGCGGGCAGUAACGUGAUGCGGGUAUGUUGAUGAGAUGAUUGGUACAGAAUGAAACACUAUUCGGAAAUGACAUUUGAUGGUUUAGCGAGUUUGUGUAAGGCGGGUGCUAGGCGGAAAUAAGACGUUAAAGAUGCUUACAAUGAUAGGAAACUGGGAAGAAGUUUCUUUUCUCGCUUAUUUAUGCACUCUCUCUUAAUGAGAAUGAGCUUUAUUAGUCUCGAAGUACUUAAAUAGGUGCUCGUACCAAGAGCUAGCAUCUACACGUACGCAACGUUCAACGGACUUGAUACUAUACGCUUCUAAUCCCUAUUUCAUUGCUUAAUAUCUUUUGACUUAUACGUUGGUAUCUAUACCAAGUCACUUUUGGGCUCGUGUUUUGACCACGUUAAUAGGUUGUUUUUGUUGUUGUUGUUUUUCUUGCUAGAUAGUAGAUACCUGAGACUUGAUAUUUGUUGCAGGAUAUUUGAUAUUCACUCACUACUACUCGCACUAGCGUCAUUUCAGGGUAUUUAAUACCCACCUGUACAGUACCUUGCUUUACAGAUUAAUGAGUUCCCCCCCUUCUUAUCUCGCAACAAUAUUUUUGUUGUCUGGGAGCGGAACUGAUACGGUAUGUCUUUGAGACUGAUUACCUUUCUCCUUUUGAGGGGUUGAGGAGGAUAGUAGAAAAGGAGGUUGGUGGUUAUUGAAUGGUUUGAGGUUUGGGUUGGAAUUGGG
Messenger RNA from Hymenoscyphus albidus, 2810 nucleotides. Lineage: Eukaryota; Fungi; Ascomycota; Leotiomycetes; Helotiales; Helotiaceae. The record is from the annotation of a GenBank genome assembly.